GCCGCUCCAGGUGCCGAAGCAGCUAGCUCCGCCUCUGGUCUAGAGCAAGCACCAAAAAUUAAAGCAGGAUUGAAUGAGUCUCUAGCCUUUAAAAAUAAUGGUCUGAGGUAAUUCUGGUGUGGGCAGUAAGUGUGAGAGUUAUGUGAGCAGAAUUCCCUGGCCUGGAUCUUGUGAAUCAAUAAACUCUCCACACCAAGAAAGAGUUUCAAAGUUACUCUAAGCUAUCUUAAAAUUUGUUACCAACAAAAUAAAUAAAUACAAAUCAACACAUUGCACUUAAACAACUAGCAAUGUAGUCCAGUUUUUUUAAAGUUCUUUUUGGUUAAUAUAGUCCAUGAACUAUUGCUUCUUCAUUAUACUGGCAGCUUCAGGGAGAGACCCAGGCUCCAAGAGAUAAAUUAUCAGUUAACAUAAAUAUCGAAACAUUGAGGCUCCUGCUCUUCCAACCUGCUUCUUCUGCUCUCCCUUUCAGUCCAUCCAUCUCCUUCAUGCCCAUUUCCUCUUCUGCUUUCCAGGAAUUAUAUUCAGCAAUGGGGAGGUGUGGAAGCAGCUCCGACGUUUUGCCCUUACCACCCUGCGCAACUUUGGCAUGGGAAAGAAAAGUAUUGAGGAGAGGAUCCAGGAGGAAGCACAGUUCCUGCUAGAAAAGCUCCAGGACACUCAGGGUGGGUAGCCACUGCCCCUCAUCCACAUAGGCUUAUCAAGCAGACCCCCUUGAACAUCACAACAGAUGCUGAGGUACAUUACAACAGAUUAUUAACCACCAACUCAUAAAGAAAUAGCAUGGUAGGUACAAGGAAAUCAUUAAAAAUUAAAAUCGUAAAACACAGAACUAGUGACCAACACUGAAUCAAAUAAAUUGCCUAAAAACACUUGUGAAAUACAGUGGUACCUCAGGUUAAGUACUUAAUUCGUUCCGGAGGUCCGUACUUAACCUGAAACUUUUCUUAAGCACCACUUUAGCUAAUGGGGCCUCCCGCUGCCGCCGCACUGCCAGAGCACAAUUUCUGUUCUUAUCCUGAAGCAAAGUUCUUAACCUGAAGCAGAGUGCUCUGCAGAUAUUGUUGAUUUCCAGCUGCUUUCAGCCCCAACAGUCAUCAGUGGUCCAGAAGUUACAGUCUAGCAGCAUCUGAAGUGCUUUGGAUUCUUUAGUUUUAGUCUAGAGUUCACCCAGGCCUGCUCCACUGUGGUCACCCUUUCCUAUCUAAGGAUAUAUUAGCUGAAGCUGGAAGAAAGCACUUUGGAAAGUCCUUGGAAGAAAUCACUCAUAGCCACUGAAGAUGCCCAUGCCUUCAGAAUUGUUGUGAGAAAGGCAGCUUCCUGUCUGACCACUGAGGCCUGGAGCCAGGAAAUGGCAGCUCAGAAAUUCCAGACUAGAUUAUUGCCUAAAACCUGUAGUGGGGUUGUAUAAUUAUUUUUUUGUUGUCCUUCCAGGGAAGCCCUUGGAUCCAACCUACUUGCUCAGUUGCGCUCUCUCCAAUGUCAUUUGUGCAAUUGUCUUUGGGAAACGAUACGAUUAUAAUGACAAGAAGUUCCUAUCCAUGAUGAGCUUAAUGAAUGAAAACUUUCAGGUUUUAAGCUCUUCUUGGGGACAGGUAGGUGCCAUCUUUUUAAAGGCCCUUUCCCACAAAGUCUAAAUUUUCCUGCUGUUUAAAUGUCUUUCUUCCAGGCUUCUCAUGGCCCAUACUGCCUCUGCCUCUUAAUAUUUCUGUUAAUGUCCUAGUUGCAGGUUUGCCAUGAGCAACUGGUUAGCCACUGUGACAGCACAAUGGGCCACUGGCCUGAUUCAAUAGGCUCUUCUUAUGUUUUUAAUUUGGAGAGCCAAUACCAAUACCUGGGUCUAAUAACCAAGGCUUGACUUAACUCAACAGCAACCCGGUGGAAUAGGAAGUAAAGCUUAACGAGUAAAACCCACAGGCUCAAUACUGUAACUGGAACUAAUCACUUGGGAUGUAUAUACACUGCCAUUGCCUCUGCAUCCAAUGUGCUUCCACUAAUGGUUUGAGAAGGUGUGAAUACAUGAUGUUAGUCACAAUCGAUAUUUAACCUGCCAUUUCUUAUGAAAAGUUGCGCCUUGCUGAAUUUUAAGCCAGGGAUGUGUACACGGACUGGUUUCAGUAGGAGAAACAGAUGGGACUACAUUUAGAGAUAUGUAUGUAAUCCCAUAGCUCAGUUUUAGAGCAUUUGGCUUGUUUAUAUAGGGUCCCAGAGUCAAUCCCUAGUAGCAUCCCUGGUUAGGGAUGGGACUCCUGAAUGAAAUCCAGCAGAGCUGCUGCAUAGGCACUACUGACCUUGAGAGACCAAUGGUCUCAUUCAGUAUAUACCUUUUAACAUGUGGAUUUGGGGGGGGGGGGUAAUUGGGUUGUUGUUUUUAUUUUGAUUAUGCAUUUUGUGGUUUUAUAUUUUGAUUUUAGUCUGCGAACCACCCUGGGACCUGUGGGUAUAAAUUCAAUACACAAUAAUAAAAAAAAUAAUGAUAUAAGACAACUGAUGGGGAACAUCUACAUAGAUUUGGGAAGCAUUGGUAGUGAAAAUGCUGGUGUGUGGACAACAGAGUUGACAUGAACACAAGGCAACAGUGGCCAACAUUAUACUGAAGCCCGAGUUUGGACAAACCCUGACUGAGGUUGGUGCCAAUGGGUCUCUUGUGUUUUUCUAGCUCUACAACCUCUUUCCUUCUUUGAUGAAAUGCAUCCCUGGGCCCCACCAUAAAGUGCUGAAAAACAAAUUGGCAGCCAGAGAGUUUGUUUUGGAGGAGGUUGAAGAGCACAAGGCCACUCUGGACCCCAGCUCACCUCGGGAUUUUAUCGACUGCUUCCUUAUGAAAAUGGAUCAGGUAAUCAUGAAAACUCACAGACCUCUCCAUGUGGGUUCUCCUGCCACUCCUGAAGCUUCCCAACCAGCAGACUUCCAUCCAGCUUCUUGUGGGGAAUGCCAAGGAAUGAGAUUCCUGCCCACACCCCAUUGGAGUAGAUUCAUUUCCCAUUGCUGACCUGUUCUUGCAGUAAGUGGGAAGUUGUUUCUAAUGAUUAGCCCUCUGGGCAAGGAAUGUCAAGAGGAAUGAGCUGUAAAAGGACUUGAGAUAAGAUGUUGUAUCUUGGGACGGGAGCUGGUCCCAGUGGCACAGUUAAAUUCUUGUUAUGUUGUACUCAGAACAAUUGAGUUGACUCCACUGACUGUGUUGUGUGUUUCUGCAGGAAAAAGGUAAUAGUGCAUCCCAUUUCACCAUUGAAAACCUGGCCGUAAGCACAAUUGACUUGUUUGUGGCUGGAACAGAGACCACCAGCACCACGCUGCGAUACGGGUUCAUGAUCCUCCUCAAAUACCCAGAGAUACAAGGUAAAAUGGAUGCGAUGUUAGUAUUUAUUGUUCUAGUUUUCUCCUCAAUUUAUAUGUCACAGGUCCAAGAGGUUGUUGUUCUGCCACUUUCCCCAGGAAAACCCACUGUUCAUUGCUGAAUGUUAACCAUCGCUGACUGACAUCAGCAGUAGACAGAAGGCUUUCCUGGAGAAAACAGGGGGGGGGGACCAAAUGCUCAUACCCAUGCCUAGAAAUCCCAGCAAAAACAGACGUGUGGAUGAGCUCUUAUAGCUGACCAUAUUGUAAACCCCAGGAUUUUAUAUACAAACAGUAACAACUUGAACUUGGCCCAGUAGUAUAGUGGCAGCCAGUGCAGAUCCUUUAGACUAAGGCAUCACAUCCUGCACCAGCUGCACUUUCUGUGCCAGCCUGAAGGGUAGCCCACAAAGGCACAACCACAAGGGCCAGGGGUCAAAAGGCCCUCAGGUAGGAUCAGAAUCACUGCAGGACAGUGCCUCCAAUAGGAAUCCCUCUAAGCUGGACCAUCACUUGCUCCUAAAACUUCCCUAAAGAGGAGGCUUUUGUCCCUCUGGGCUCCUUUUGGAUAGAAAUUGAAUUAAUAUAUAAAUAAUUGCAGUUAUACUAUGUUUCCCUGUUUACAGAUGGAUUACUGAAGGUGAGCUACAAUAAUUUGUCUGAGUUAAUGUGAUGAGUCAACAGAAAGUUGGUAUCAGAAAACAAUUGAAAGCUCCAAAAUGUGCAGGGGCUGGCAGGCACUCCCAUGGAAUUUCAAUUGCUUCUAUGAUGUUUCCUGCACUGGUGUUAAACCUCAUUCUUCCCAUUACAGACAAAGUGCAUGAAGAAAUUGACCGAGUUAUUGGCCGAUCACGAAGUCCUUGCAUGGCAGAUCGUGGGGCAAUGCCUUACACAGAUGCUGUCAUCCAUGAGAUCCAGAGGUUCAUCUCUCUCAUCCCACUGAGCGUCCCUCAUGCAGUACUCAAAGACACACCGUUCAGACAAUAUGUCAUUCCAAAGGUCAGCUCUUUUCAAGGCUCUGAGUAGUAAUAGUAGGCUGCUAGCCAUGAUGGCUAUAUUCUACCUCCAUGGCGAGAGGCAGCAUACUUCUGAAUACCAGUGGGUGGAAACCACAGGAAUUGAGAGUGCUGUCUUGUUUAGAUUAUGUUUAAGGGCUUCCCAUGGGCAUUUGGUUGGACACCAUGAAAACAGGAUGCUGGACCAGAUGGGGCCACUGGACUGAUCCAGCAGAGCUUUUCUUCUCUUCUUAUCUACAAGCAAGGGAAGUGUUGUUGUUUAGUCGUUUAGUCGUGUCCGACUCUUCGUGACCCCAUGCCAGGCACUCCUGUCUUCCACUGCCUCCCGCAGUUUGGUCAGACUCAUGUUUGUGGCUUCGAGAACACCAUCCAACCAUCUUGUCCUCUGUCGUCCCCUUCUCCUUGUGCCCUCCAUCUUUCUCAACAUCAGGGUCUUUUCCAGGGAGUCUUCUCUUCUGAUGAGGUGGCCAAAGUAUUGGAGCCUUAGCUUCACUAUCUGUCCUUCCAGUGACCACUCAGGGCUGAUUUCCUUAAGAAUGGAUGCGUUUGAUCUUCUUGCAGUCCAUGGGACUCUCAAGAGUCUCCUCCAGCACCAUAAUUCAAAAGCAUCAAUUCUUCGGCGAUCAGCCUUCUUUAUGGUCCAGCUCUCACUUCCAUACAUCAAGGCAAGGGAAGUAGUUUAGCCCAACUCCUAAAGUGUAGCUGGGCAUCUUCAGGCCUGGACUUCAUUUUAAACACCCUAUUGUUUUCUGACGCUGCCCCAUUCUUCUCUGUAUCAACAAAGUACCUUCCUUCCUGUUAGUGCCUUCCCACACCAUUCCUUUGUGAGAGUCAAUUUUAUGCUUUCGUUGGGUGUCAUGGCCAUCAAGCCCAUUUCUUUGCACUCUCUGCAGGGUACUACCAUAUAUCCUAUUCUGACGUCUGUACUACAUGACAGCAAAGAAUUUCCAAACCCCAAAGAAUUUGACCCGGGACAUUUCUUGCACAAAGAUGGCACCUUCAGGAAGAGCGACUAUUUCAUGCCUUUCUCAGCAGGUAAGAUCUCUGCUUCCUCAGUUGGCUGCGGUCUUGGCCAGCUCAGGUCUUUCCCGUCUCCCUAAUCGGCUGGUGUCGGGGCAAUGAGGGGGAACCUCCUUCCUCCUGCAGCCUAAACUGGAAGGGCUGCCAGUUUGUGAGGGAGGGGCAGAGGCUUCUGGGUCCAUCAGAACUCCUUGCACCUUUCCUGUGACCAGCUGAAGCAAAAGAAAUGGUGGAAAGAGUGACUCUCCCAGGAGCUGUUCUGGAGCAGCACCUUUGCUCCUUUGGCAUGAUUGUUAUUUUCUCCGUAACAGCCAAAGUGGUUGUUAUGCAUCUUACACUUUGGGUUUCCUUUGCAGGGAAGCGGAUAUGUGUGGGGGAGGUCUGGCCCGUAUGGAGAUCUUCUUGUUCUUGACCACCAUAUUACAGAACUUCACUCUGAAGUCCAUCAUUGACCCCAAGGACAUCGAUCUCACACCUGUGUUGAGCAGCAUAGGCAACUGCCCUCGGCCCUAUCAGCUCUGCAUUGUCCCUCGCUGAAAAACCUGCCUCAGGAGGGCUGCACAUGUGGAAAAGUCGCAGCCCGGCAAAUCUUUGUUCAAAAAACCCUUAACACAAUAUCUCCUCACGUGUGGAGCCCUAUCUUCUUACCUGACUAGUUGUUGAAAUGUUACUUUGGGGAUCAUGCUAGAGACUAUUUCACAUUGAAGACAUUAUUGCAAUGGACAAAUAGCAGGAUUUAGAAAUUAGCCACACACAAAAAUCCCAUUCUUCUCUUUCUUGCCCCUUCAUAUGCAUAUGUGUGCAGCGGCGUAGCUAGCCGCUGGAGUGACUGGUGCGGGGGCGUGUCCUGCAGCCAGGGAUGUGUCGAGUGACCCAUGGGGGCGAGGCAAGCCUCUCCAAUGCUUGGAGCCUCUUCGCCACCUCCCCCUCAGCUGUAGGGUGUCUGAGGGAGAGGCAGACAGAAAUCCCACGCUGCAGUGCGAAACUUGCAGGUGCCUAAACCACCAUGUCACUCCAAAAAAUUUCAUGAGCCCAAUUUUUUAAAAACUCAUUUUGUCACACACCCCUCAAUGAUGACAUCCGGGGCAGACUGUACCCCCCACCCCCUUCCUCCGCCACUGUAUAUGUGUGAUGGGCAAAAUCUGCCAAGAUGUAAGCUUUUUAGCCACCGAGUCUUGUUACUCUUUGGGCUAAAUGAAGCCAAUCAGAGUGGAAGGAACUGAGUCAACCACUGAGGAACUGGUGACCCUCAAUGGUGGUUGGAGCCUGCGCCCAUCACCCCUGAUGUUGGCUGGGGCAGAUGGGGGCUGGAGUCCAGGAAUAUCUGAAGGGCUGCAGGUUCCCCAUUCUUGCCAUGAGGGCUCAGUUGGGACAACUCCCAUAAUCCCAUUUCAUUGGAUAGGUGGCUGGAGAUAGUGGGAGCUGCAGUCCAGCAACAAAAUCUCCAACCUUUACUUGGUGGGUUGAAGUGCUGCAGGCUGUAGAAGCUGGGUGGGUUGAGACCCCUGUCUGAGAUGACCUUUUCAUUCCCUCGCAUGUCGUACCUGAGAUACAGCAAAGUUGUUUAACUGAGUGACAACAUAAGCUUUUUUGGUAACCCUUCUAUAGAUCUGUACACUGAGAUUGGCAGGUAUGUCAAUGCUAAUAAUAAAGCACAGGCAGACAAUUUUAUUUGGAAAGAUAUUCCAAUAAACUCAGUUUGGAGUUUCCCGGUCCUAGACCAAAACGUCUUUCACUUUCAGCCUGAGCUAAGAAGGAAAGUCUUUGGAGGGUGCUGCAGAAAUCAAUAGCUUUUAAAAUCUUUACCCCUUUCAACUAGUAGAACAUCCUUGAGACUUGACAUUUACAAAUGUUUGCCAAUAAUUCCUUUAAGGGUAACCAUGUUCUAAAGAACAGAUAGCAAUACUGGAUGCAACUGAACUUCUGAGUAAGUACAGUGGUGCCUCGCAAGACGAAAUUAAUUCGUUCUGUGAGUUUUUUCGUCUUGCGAAGCACGGUUUCCCAUAGGAAUGCAUUGAAAAUCAUUGCAAUCAAAACAAACUUGCAAGACAUUUUCGUUUUUCGUCUUGCGAAGCAAGCCCAUAGGGAAAUUCGUCUUGCGAAGCAACUCAAAAAACAAAAAACUCUUUCGUCUUGCGAGUUUUUCGUCUUGCGAGUUUUUCAUCUUGCGAGGUACCACUGUAUGGGAAAUGAACUAAGUUGGAUCCAGAAAUCUACUAGUCCUAGGAAGCAUAUCUUCAAGAUAGGCACAGAGCAUAGAUGGGCAAGAUCUCCCAAGCCUACCUUGGAUGAACUUGGAAAUCAUCCAAGAUCUUCCAGGAUAAGAAAACUAUUUUUUUUCCUCCUGAGCCCAACUGAGGCUCUCACUGUCUUUAAAAAUCUAGAACUGAGAAAAUAGCUCUCCCUCAAAUUCUCCACUUACUUUGUGGGUGGCAAAAUAAGGAAGGUCAUUGUGGCGUUUGCCCUCCUAGGUGUGUGACAUCAUACUGGGUUCAUAAGGAAAGGGUUAACUAAUUGUAAAAUGACUAACCUAUAGGAACCCAAGGGGAGAAGUUAGAGUUAGAGUUGUUAAGAAGUCAGUCUGGAGUUAGAGAAGGGAGAGGGAGGAUAAGUCUGUGGUUUGGGCUAGUUUGAUGUGAGAACGUGAGAGAAUCAGUUAAGAGGAGUCAGUUAAACAGUUGGGAAAAUCAGUUAGAAGGUAUUAGAAAGGUAUAGGCCGGUAAAGAAACUAAGAUUAAGAAACUGACAAGAAAAUUAACUGAGAAACCAUAUUUGUUAAUGCUUACAAAAUAAACUUGUUUAUUUGAUUUAAUUUUAACAACUGUCUGGACUCAGUGUGUACCCGAGAGUAACGGGUUGGUGGCAGCAGGGAAGCGAGCACAGUGGUGGCGCAGGGAUCAAUAGAUCGUCAAACGUCCGGGAACCCAGUGUGAUUGCCACAGUCAUUUCACUGAAUAUUCUCCAAGGGAGGACUGAAAACCUCCAGGAGGACUUGGAGAGGGAAAACUUUCAAAGAAUUGUCAGAAUUUCUUUCCUCUCAGUCUUCCUUCAGCCCUGCUCCCAUUCAGUGUAACAGAAAAAUGUUUCCCUAGUACAAAUUCAGAGGCAGCCUGGGCAAAAUUGGUGAGGGAAGUCCACCUAUGAAGUUAACCAAGGGAGAAUGGUCUUCCUCUUCUGUCUUCAGAAUUUUUCUUUUUGGUUCCUGCACCCUCUCAAUUAGCUCCUAUUCAAAGUAGUGAAGUAAUGUUUCUCCAUUGCACUGAAUGGAAGGGGCAAGAGGAAGGAACUUGUCUCUGAUUUUAAUUCAAGCUGGAGAAGAAUUCGGGGCUUGAAAUGCUUGUCCUCUGUCCCCAUCGAAACCCCUGAAGGUCUUCUCCAAGCCAAAGUUUGGAGAAGUGUGCUGGUUUCACUUGCAUAGAAAACCACUGCUCCACUUCUUCUGGAGAAUAAGAACACAUCCAGAUGUAUGUGUUUUUUUACCUGUUUGUGAAAUGGAAUGACUUUAUAGAUGUACUUCACCCUCCCAGAGCUAAAUAAAUAAUACUUUGACAAACUGAAUGCUGUCACUUGUAAAGAUUAUGCAAGUAUAGCAAUUUUAUUUGCAGAUUUAUAAACUGCUUUACAACCAAACAUUACUGCAGCUGUAUUCAGUACCGAUUCCCCUGACACAUCUAAUCUAAGGAUGACAUGCUGCUUAUGAUGUAACAAUGCAAGCACUCCAGAAUUUACAGAUAUUUACAGACCACGUCCACACAGGAUUAAAGUGUAGUAUUUUGUCUCAAUCUGCCCCUCUGAACAAGCUUAUAUUAGCUGAUGAAAACCCUCUCCCAUGCCCACACUUUUAAGCAGUUUGCCAUUGCUUCUUUUUAUCUAAGUUGUAUAUAAAAAAAAGAGGAGAUCUGUGGCAAUUUAAAGACUUAACUGUGUUUAUUUGUAAAGGGAGUAAGAUUUGCUAGGGCAUACUUCCUCAGAUGCAGAAUGGGUGGCAACAACAACAACAUAGUAUUAGUAUUAGUAUUAAUAAUAAUGUACAGCGGUAUCUUGGGUUAAGUACUUAAUUCGUUCCGGAGGUCUGUUCUUAACCUGAAACUGUUCUUAACCUGAAGCAUCACUUUAGCUAAUGGGGCCUCCUGCUGCUGCCGCGCCGCCGGAGCAUGAUUUCUGUUCUCAUCCUGAAGCAAAGUUCUUAACCCGAGGUACUACUUCUGGGUUAGCGGAGUCUGUAACCUGAAGUGUCUGUAACCUGAAGCAUCUGUAACCCGAGGUGCCACUGUAUAGUAAUAAAGGAGAAUGCAUGCUUUCUCCCUGAGGAUCCCCAUGCACCUCACAUUUGGACACUAAGCACUGGUUACCCACAAGUGCAGCAGCAAGAAUGCAGCCUCCUAUUCAUUCUGUGGACGAGAGCCCUGUCUCCUUCCUCUGAGGGCUCAUCAUGGUGUAGUUAUACAGUGGUACCUCGGGUUACAUGCUUUAAUUCCUCCUCACUUUCUGCCAUCAAGGUUGUGUCAUCUGCAUAUCUGAGGUUGUUGAUAUUUCUUCCAGCAAUCUUAAUUCCGGCUAGGGAUUCAUCCAGCCCAGCCUUUUGCAUGAUGAAUUCUGCAUAUAAGUUAAAUAAGCAGGGAGACAAUAUGCAGCCUUGUCGUACUCCUUUCCCAAUUUUGAACCAAUCAGUUGUUCCAUAUCCAGUUCUAACUGUAGCUUCUUGUCCCACAUAGAGAUUUCUCAGGAAACAGAUAAGGUGAUCAGGCACUCCCAUUUCUUUAAGAACUUGCCAUAAUUUGCUGUGGUCGACAUAGUCAAAGGCUUUUGCAUAGUCAAUGAAGCAGAAGUAGAUGUCUUUCUGGAACUCUCUAGCUUUCUCCAUAAUCCAGUGCAUGUUUGCAAUUUGGUCUCUGGUUCCUCUGCCUCUUCUAAAUCCAGCUUACACUUCUGGGAGUUCUUGGUCCACAUACUGCUUGAGCCUUCCCUGUAGAAUUUUAAGCAUAACCUUGCUAGCGUUUGAAAUGAGUGCAGUUGUGCAGUAGUUGGAGCAUUCUUUGGCACUGCCCUUCUUUGGGAUUGGGAUGUAGACUGAUCUUCUCCAAUCCUCUGGCUACUGCUGAGUUUUCCAAACUUGCUGGCAUAUUGAGUGUAGCACCUUAACAGCAUCAUCUUUUAAAAUUUUAAAUAGUUCAGCUGGAAUACCAUCACUUCCACUGGCCUUGUUAUUUGCAGUGCUUUCUAAGGCCCAUUUGACUUCACUCUCCAGGAUGUCUGGCUCAAGGUCAGCAACCACACUACCUGGGGUGUACGAGCCAUCCAUAUCUUUCUGGUAUAAUUCUUCUGUGUAUUCUUGCCACCUCUUCUUGAUGUCUUCUGCUUCUGUUAGGUCCUUACCACUUUUGUCCUUUAUUAUGGUAAUCUUUGUACGAAAUGUUUCUUUCAUAUCUCCAGUUUUCUUCAACAGAUCUCUGGUUCUUCCCAUUCUGUUGUUUUCCUCUAUUUCUUUGCUUUGCUCGUUUAAGAAGGCCUUCUUGUCUCUCCUUGCUAUUUUUUGGAAAUCUGCAUUCCUUUCCCUGUAUCUUUCACUAUCUCCCUCGCAUUUUGCUUGCCUUCUCUCCCCCGCUAUUUGUAAGGCCUCGUUGGACAGCCACUUUGCUUUCUUGCAUUUCCUUUUCAUUGGGAUGGUUUUCGUUGCUGCCUCCUGUAUAAUGUUGCGAGCCUCCAUCCAUAGUUCUUCAGGCACUCUGUCCAGCAAAUCUAAGUCCUUAAACCUGUUCCUCACUUCCACUGUGUAUUCAUAAGGGAUUUGAUUUAGAUUGUAUCUUACCGGCCCAGUGGUUUUUCCUACUUUCUUCUGUUUAAGCUUGAAUUUUGCUAUAAGAAGCUGAUGAUCUGAGCCACAGUCAGCUCCAGAUCUUGUUUUUGCUGACUGUAUAGAGCUUCUCCAUCUUUGGCUGCAGAGAAUAUAAUCAAUCUGAUUUCGAUGCUGCCCAUCUGGUGAUGUCCAUGUGUAGAGUCGUCUCUUGAGUUGUUGGAAAAGCGUGUUUGUGAUGACCAGCUUGUUCUCUUGACAGAACUCUAUUAGCCUUUGCCCUGCUUCGUUUUGAUCUCCAAGGCCAAACUUGCCAGAAAUGACUGGCAGAAUCCGAGACCAGGGAGAAGAGUCGGUGAAAGAGGACUGGAAGAAAUUUAAAGACUAUUUACAGAAAUACUGUAAAAUGAAUGAAUCUUAGAAGGAUGUUGGAUAGUAAUUAAGCGGUUUCUAGCUGUAAUGCUUUAAGAGAAUAUGAAAAAAAAGGGUUAUAAAUGGGUUAAAAUCUAAUGGAAAGGAUUUGCUGAACCAAUAAAUCGAAGUGGAAUACAAAAAAGGGAGGUAUGAGGAGGUCCGGGAAACAAGCUAAAGGAAAAUAAGUAACUGAAAAUAUGUGUGUUUUUAACUGUUUUUAUUUUGUAUUUUUCUUUUUUUCCCCAUUUCUAUUGUAAUAUUUUAAAAAAACCCUUAAUAAAUAUCUCAUCAGUUCUGAAUCUACUUGUACUUGUCCUCCACUCUUCCUCAGUAGCAUGUUGGACGCCUUCCGACCUGAGGGGCUCAUCUUCCAGCGUCAUAACUUUUAUAUGCCUGUUGUCUUUGUCCAUGGAGUUUUCUUGGCAGGGAUACUGGAGUGGCUUGCCGGUUCCUCCUGCAGGUGGAUCACGUUUGGUCAAAACUCUCCACUAUGACCUGUUCAUCUUGGGUGCCCUGCUCAGCAUAGUUCAUAGCUUCUCUGAGUUAUUCAAGCCCCUUCGCCACGGCAAGGCAGUGAUCCAUGAAGGGGACAACCUGAUCUACUUAAUGGCUAAUCUCAUUUACUCAGAGAAGCCUAGAAUUCCUAUUGGUGAAAAUCCAUGUCUAUGUGACGACCUCAGAGUAUAUAAAAUUGGAAAGCAAAUUAAUUCGUCUAGAGUCAUUUCAGUCACUGUUAGCUGGUGCCAUGGAGCCUCUAGGGACAGUGACCAUUUUGAUGAUCAUAUGUAUCUCUUGCCUUGUUUUCCUUGCAGUCAGGAGCAGGACGCCAGAGAAUGCAAAGCAGCUGCCACCUGGCCCACCUCCACUGCCCAUCGUAGGGAACGCUCUGCAGCUGAAGACCAACAACUUGGCCCAGGUUCUCCAGGAGGUAAGCCAAAGAUGAGCACCUUCUUCAACAGCUGUCUGUUGAUUACCGUUACCUGUUUGCAAGCCUCUUUCCAUUUGACUCUUUUGGAAGGGGACAAUCCAUUGUCAGUUUGUUUAUUUAUAGAUGGUACCAUCUGGGUGCAGGGCACAUUUGCAGAGUCUAAGGCAACAGACUCUGCACUUUGACAGAGGAGAGGCAAGAGAGGGAGGGGAGGCAUCCAGACCAGAGGAAAAGAAUAGCAGAAUCGCUGUGAUUUCAGUGGCACGGACUUGCGCUUGGCUACAUCAGCAGGGAUGGGGAGCAGGGACUUGUCGCAAAGGCUCCACAGAAAAGAGGUGGACUUUGAGCAGGUCCCACAACUCCACAAAGGGGGUUGUUUUAUUGUCAUUUUAUUAUUUUAUCCUUAAAAUAAAAGCCAUAAAGCCCCCUUCUGAGUAAAGAACUUUAAAAAGCAAUAGUGCAAUUUUCAUACUAUAUUAGAGACAGGGGGCGGGGGCGGGUCCAGUUCUCCCUCCACACAUGGAUGGUUUGGGCAUUAUUGCCCUCUGAACAUUUUUAGCCUCUGCUGGACAGUGUGGAGUUCAUAGUCUUCUUGUAUUUUGAAAAGCUGCUACUUCAUUUCCCCCAGAAUGUGGUUGGAAGGUACUUUAAGAAUUCCCUUAGAAAAAUGAGUGUGAGGUGAGAUAUAACAUAUAAUCAUAUUUAUGGUAUAGAGAAAGUGGACAGGAAAACACUCUUACCCCCCUCUCAUAAUGCCAUACCCUCCAACAUUUCUCCAAAGAAAAAAGGGACAUCCGAUUCCAUAAUGAUAAUUUUACUAUAGCCCACACACCCUACUGGGUUGCCCCAGCCACUCUGGACAGCUUCCAACAUAUAUAAAAACAUAAUUAAAACAUUAAAAAUUAAACAAAAAAACACUUCCCUAUUCAGGAUUGCCUUCAGAGGGGAUCGGAUAACUCUAUACCCUCCAACAUUUCCCCAGUGAAAAUAGGGACAGCCUAAGGACAUUCUGUGAUCAAACUGGGAUGGCUUCUCUAAAUCAGUGAUGUCCCUGGAAAAUAGGGACACUUGAAGGGUCUGUAAUGCUAAAACUUGGAGUCUUCAAUUAAAGCUGAGUGUUGGAAGAUUUACAACACAUGCAAGAUAGUAGUUCUUCAUACAGUGCAUAUUGAAACUGUGGAAUUCACUGUGGAAUUUUGUUAAGACAAAAUUCAUUGAAGAUAAAGCUACCCAUAGCUGCUAGCGAUUAUGCUGAACCUCCACCAGUUCCAGGGACCUGCAGGAGGGGAGCGUGCUAUCAGUGGCGUAGCGUGGGGGUGCAGGGGGGCCGGCCGCACCAGGCGCAACAUCUGGGGGGGGCACGCUCGCACUCGCAGCUCUCUGCCCCUACCUGGCUCACUCACUCUCUCUCACUGCAGUGCUGGCUGUGCGAAUCCGAUCCGAGCCGCUGGGUCGCCGCCCACUUUGGAGGGGGUGGGUGCCAGGCGUGCAGUGUGGAGAGAGAGCGAGGGACUAUCUGGGGGAGGGACAGUGCAGCGGCCGCCCAGCGCAGCGCUGAGCACGGGAGAGAACCACACCAGACGAGACCAGACCAGGCAGCAGCAAGAAGAAGCUGGCAGCGGCGGCAGGUUAGGGGUUAGGGGGUGCAAAUUACUUGCCUUGCCCCGGGUUAGGGGGCGCAAAUUACUUGCCUUGUCCCGGGUUAGGGGGCGCAAAUUACUUGCCUUGUCCCGGGUUAGGGGGCGCAAAUUACUUGCCUUGCCCCGGGUGCUGACAACCCAUGCUACGCCGCUGCGUGCUAUUGCACUCAGGUCUUGUUUUUGAGCUUCCCAGAAGAACUGUGUUGGCCACUGUGAUAACAGUCGUGGACUAGUUGGCCUUUGGCCUGAUCUAGCUGCAGAACUCUUCUGUAUGUUAUUAAGAGUCAUGUGGUUCAGAUGCCCAUAGUGAGUCUGGGGGCAGCGGGGCUCUACAUCAGCUAUAUGACUCUCUCCUAACCUGCAAACCCACCUAGAUGUGUGUCCUUCUCUAUCUUUUUUCCAGUUUAGUGAGAAGUAUGGCUCUGUGUUCACAAUGUAUUUUGGAGCAGAACGGGUUGUGGUGCUGCAUGGCUAUGAUGCAGUGAAAGAAGCACUGAUCGACCGUGGAGAUGAAUUUGCUGCCAGGGGACGCCUGCCAAUAGCUGAUGAUGUCUACAAGGGAUUAGGUAUUCUAUGCUGGUUGACCAGUGGAGGGGGGGGGACACAGGAAAAUCCCUCUAUUCAUGAAAAUAAAGCAAAAAAGGUUGCAAAGACAGGUCAUUGCAUCUUGUUCCCACUGGACAGUAGCAAUAGAUAAUUAGCAGCCUUUUAAUGGCAUAGCUAUAUAUUGGCCAUUGCCAUUUAAGAGAGAAAUGAGGCACCUCAUAAAAGUACUUAAGCAAUAUCUAGGGUAGUAGCGGAGAAAGGUGGUUACAGCUAGCAUCAAAACAUCUAGAGCAAGCAUCAAAAAUUAAAGCAGGAUUGAAUGAGUCUCUAGCCUUUAAAAAUAAUGGUCUGGGGUAAUUCUGGUGCGGGCAGUAAGUGUGAGAGUUAUGUGAGCAGAAUUCCCUGGCCUGGAUCUUGUGAAUCAAGAAGCUCUCCAUACCAAGAAAGAGUUUCAAAGUUGCUGCAAGCUAUCGUUAAAUUUGUUACCAAAAAAAUAAAUAAAUACAAAUCAACACAUUGCACUUAUACAACUAGCAAUGUAGUCCAGUUUUCUUUAAGUUCUUUCUGGUUAAUAUAGUCCAAGAACUAUUGCUUCUUCAUUAUACUGGCAGCUUCAGAGAGAGACCCAGGCUCCAAGAGAUGAAUUAUCAGUUAACAUAAAUAUCAAAACAUUGAAACCUCUUUUUAAGCUUUAGCUGCAAAAAUGGACAUUCUGCAAAUGCAAACCUCCACUACGUUUCAUACACAACACGCACAAACAUAGCAUGUUAUGCACAUUAAACACAUAUAUUUUACAGUAAGGGCAUGUAUCAGAAGACUGGCCAGCUACUGAUUAUGGAAUAAGGAGGCACCAAAGUACCAAGUCUCCAGGUGGUCUGGAGCCAAGAAUAAGAGCCUCCUGCUCUUCCAACCUGCUUCUUCUGCUCUCCCUUUCAGUCCAUCCAUCUCCUUCAUGCCCAUUUCCUCUUCUGCUUUCCAGGAAUUAUAUUGAGCAAUGGGGAGGUGUGGAAGCAGCUCCGACAUUUUGCCCUUGCCACCAUGCGCAACUUUGGCAUGGGAAAGAAAAGUAUUGAGGAGAGGAUCCAGGAGGAAGCACAGUUCCUGCUAGAAAAGUUCCAGGACACGCAGGGUGGGUAGCCACUGCCCCUCAUCCACAUAGGCUUAUCAAGCAGACCCCCUUGAACAUCACAACACAUUCUGGGGUACAUUACAAUGGAUUAUUAACCACCAACUCAUAAAGAAAUAUCAUAGUGGUUACAAGGAAAUUAUUAAAAAAAUUAAAAUCGUAAAACACAGAACUAGUGACCAAAACUGAAUCAAAUAAAUUACCUAAAAACACUUCUGAAAUACAAACAUUUUCAUCAGGUGAUGAAAUGCCAAAAUUCUAGCUGGUUUCAAUAGGAACCACAUUCCAAUGCACAGGUGCCAUUGUGCUCAAAGUUUUAAUAGAUAUAAUAGAUAUCUGCAUUGAUAUGAAACAAACAUGUGAUGAGUGUGUGGCAAUUUGGAAGGCUUCGCCAGAUGCUCAUAGUGAUCUGAGCAGUGUGUAUGGGCUAAGGUGGUCCUUAGGUCACCUGGUCCUAGGUAACUGAGGGCUUCAUACACAUCAGUAAUGCACUGAACUUACCUUGUCAAUGUAAUGGCAAGCAAUGCAUAGCUUUCAGCAGGGGUGUAAUAUGCUGACACAGACCAGUUCCAACUAAAGCCCGGCUGCUGCUUCUCUAUCAACUGCAAGAGUGCUCCGCAGAUAUUGUUGAAUUCCAGCUGCUUUCAUCCCCAACAGUCAUCAGUGGUCCAGAAGUUAGAGUCUAGCAGCAUCUGAAGUGCUUUAGAUUCCCUAGUUUUAGUCUAGACUUCACCAAGGCCUGCUCCACUGUGGUCACCCUUUCCUAUCUAAGGAUAUAUUGGCUGAAGCUGGAGGAAAGCACCUUGGAAAGUCCUUGGAAGAAAUCACUCAUAGCCACUGAAGAUGCCCAUGCCUCCAGAAUUGUUGUGAGAAAGGCAGCUCCAUGUCUGACCACUGAGGCCAGGAGCCAGGAAAUGGCAGCUCAGAAAUUCCAGACUAGAUUAUUGCUUAAAACCUGUAGUGGGGUUGUAUAAUUAUUAUUUUUUUUUGUUCUUCCCGAGAAGCCCUUGGAUCCAACCUACUUGCUCAGUUGCGCUCUCUCCAAUGUCAUUUGUGCAAUUAUCUUUGGGAAACGAUACGAUUAUAAUGACAAGAAUUUCCAAUCCAUGAUGAGCUUAAUGAAUGAAAACUUUCAGGUUUUUAGCUCUCCUUGGGGACAGGUAGGUGCCAUCUGGUUAAAUGCAUUCUUUUCCACAAAGUCUAAAGUUUACUUGCAUGUGGAAUAUUUAUUUUAUGUAGAUACUGCCUCUGGCUGUGGCCAUUUUCCUGCUGUUUAAAUGUCUUUCUUCCAGGCUUCUCAUGGCCCAUACUGCCUCUGCCUCUUAAUAUUUCUGUUAAUGUCCUAGUUGCAGCCUUGCCAUGGGUAACUGGUUAGCCACUGUGACAGCACAAUGGGCCACUGGCCUGAUUCAAUAGUCUCGUCAUACGUUCUUAUGUUUUUAAUUUGGAGAUCCAGUCAAGGCACACAAUGCACCUGGGUCUAGUAACCAAGGUUUGACUUAACAGCAGCCCAGUGGAGCAGGAAGUAAAGCUUAACCAGUAAAACCCACACGCUCAAGUUUCUAACUGGAACUAAUCACUUGGGAUGUAUAUACACUGCCAUUGCCUCUGCAUCCAGUGUGCUUCCACCACUGGUUUGAGAAGGUGUGAAUACAUGACGUUAGCCACAAUCCAUAUCUAUCCUGCCUUGUUGCAUUUUAAGCCAGCGAUGUGUACACAGCCUGGUUUCAACAGGAGGAGCAGAUGGGACUAAAUUUAGAGAUAUGUAUGUAACCCCAUAGCUCAGCUUUACACCAUUUGGCUUAUUUAUAUAGGGUCCCAGAGUCAAUUCCUAGUAGCAUUCCUAGUUAGGAAUGGGACUCCUGAAUGAUACCCAGCAGAGCUGCUGCAUAGGCAGUACUGUCCUUGAGAGAACAAUGGUCUCAUUCAGUAUAUACCUUUUAACAUGUGGAGUUUUUUGGGGGGGGUAAUUGGGUUGUUGUUCUUAUUUUGAUUAUGCAUUUUGUGGUUUUAUAUUUUGAUUUUAGUCUGUGAACCGCCCUGAGACCUGUGGGUAUAAAUCUGCAUAUGACCUCUACAAACAUUAGGUAGAGGGUGGGAAAGCACUAACUGAGGGGAAGGGAAGAUAAUACAAUGCAGUACAAUCAAUGAAGCACCACCCAGUAAUGCAGAUGGGGAACAUCUACAUAGAUAUUCGAGGCAUUGGCAGUGAAGAUGCUGGUGUGUGGACACAGAGUUGAAAUGCACACAAGGCAGCAGUGGCCAACAUUAUACUGAAGCCCGAGUGUGGACAAACCCUGACUGAGGCUGGUGCCAAUGGGUCUCUUGUGGUGUUUCUUCUAGCUCUACAACCUCUUUCCUUCUUUGAUGAAAUGCAUCCCUGGGCCCCACCACAAAGUGCUGAAAAACAACUUGGCACUCAGAGAGUUUGUUUUGGAGGAGGUUGAAGAGCACAAGGCCACUCUGGACACCAACUCACCUCGGGAUUUUAUCGACUGCUUCCUUAUGAAAAUGGAUCAGGUAAUCAUGAAAACUCACAGAACUCUCCAAGUGGGUUCUCCUGCGACUCCUGAAGCUUCCCAACCAGCAGACGUCCAUCCAGCUUCUUGUGGGGAAUGCCAAGCAAAGAGAUUCCUGCCCACACCCCAUUGGAGUAGAUUCAUUUCCCAUUGCUGACUUGUUCCUGCAGUAAGUGGGAAGUUCUUUCUAAUGAAUAGACCUCAGGGCAAGGAAUGUCCAGAGGAACAAGCUAUAAAAAGACUUGAGAUAAGAUGUGUCUUGGGAAGAGAGCUGGUCCCAGUGGCGCAAUUAAAUUCUUGUUAUGUUGUACUCAGAACAACUGAGUCGACUCCACUGGCUGUGUUGUGUGUUUCUGCAGGAACAGGUAAUAGUGCAUCCAAUUUCACCAUUGAAAACUUGGCCAUAAGCACAGUUGACUUGUUUGUGGCUGGAACAGAGACCACCAGCACCACAUUGCGAUACGGGUUCAUGAUCCUCCUCAAAUACCCAGAGAUACAAGGUAAAACAGAUACGUUAUUAGUACUUAUUAUUCUAGUUCUUUCCCAGAUGUAUGUGUCACAGGUCCAAGAGGUGGUUGUUCUGCCACUUUCCCCAGGAAAACCCACUGUUCAUUGCUGAAUGUUAAUCAUCGCUGACUGACAUCAGCAGUAAACAGAAGGCUUUCGUGGAGACAACAGUGGGGGUGUGUGUGUGUGGACAAAAUGCUCAGACCCAUGCCUAGAAAUCCCAGCAAAAACAGAAGUGUGGAUGAGCUCUUAUAGCUGACCAUAUUGCAAACCCUAGGAUUUAUAUGCAAACAGUAACAACUUGAAUUUGGCUCAGUAGUGUACUGGCAGCCACUGCAGAUCCUUUAGACCAGGCAUAUCCAAAGCCCAUUUUGGGGACCUAAUCCAGCCUGCUGGUUGGUUUAAUCAGGCCCCAGCGGCAGUUUAUUUCCUGGGGUAAAAUCCUUUAAAAAAGGUCAACAACUUUGGUUUACUUCAUCCAUUCUGGCCCUCUUUGAAAAAAGUUUGGACACCACUGCUUUAGAAAAAGGCACAACCACAAGGGCCAGGGGCCAACGGGCCCUCAGGUAGGAUCAGAAUCACUGCAGGACAGUGCCUCCAAUAGGAAUCUCUCUAAGCUGGACCAUCACUUGCUCCUAUAACAUCCCUAAAGCUUUUGUCCCACUGGGCUCCUUUUGGAUAGAAAUUAAAUUAAUAUAUAAAUAAUCACAGUUAUACUAUGUUUCCCUGUUUACAGAUGGAUUGCUGAAGGUGAGCUACAAUAACUUGCCUGUGGUGACGAGUUAGUAGAAACAUGGCAUCAGAAAACAAUUGAAAGCUCCAAAAUGUCAAGGGGCUGGCAGGCACUCCCACUGAGUUUCAGUUUCUUCUGUAAUGUUUCCUGCACUGGCAUUAAACGUCAUUCUUCCCAUUGCAGAGAAAGUGCAUGAAGAAAUUGACCGAGUUAUUGGCCGAUCACGAAGUCCUUGCAUGGCAGAUCGUGGGGAAAUGCCUUAUACAGAUGCGGUCAUCCAUGAGAUCCAGAGGUUCAUCUCUCUAGUCCCACUGAGCGCCCCUCAUGCAGUACUGAAAGACACACCGUUCAGACAAUAUGUCAUUCCAAAGGUCAGCUCUUUUCAAGGCUCUAAGUAGUAAUAGUAGGCUGCUAGCCAUGAUGGCUAUAUUCUACCUCCAUGGUGAGAGGCAGCAUGCUUCUGAAUACCAGUGGGUGGAAACCACAGGAAUUGAGAGUGCUGUCUUGUUUAGAUUAUGUUGAUGGGCUUCCCAUGGGCAUUUGGUUGGACACCAUGAAAACAGGAUGCUGGACCAGAUGGGGCCACUGGACUGAUCCAGCAGAGCUUUUCUUCUUAUCUUAUGUACAAGCAAGGGAAGUAGUUUAGCCUAACUCCUAAAGCGUAGCUGGGCAUCUUGAAGCCUGGACUUCGUUUUAAACACCCUAUUGCCUUCUGAAGCUGCUCCAUUCUUCUCUGUAUCAACAAAGUACCUUCCUUCCUGUUAGUGCCUUCCCACACCAUUCCUUUGUGAGAGUCAAUUUUAUGCUUUUGUUGGGUGUCAUGGCCAUCCAGCCCAUUUCUUUGCACUCUCUGCAGGGCACUACCAUAUAUCCAAGUCUGACAUCUGUGCUACAUGACAGCAAAGAAUUUCCAAACCCCAAAGAAUUUGACCCAGGACAUUUCUUGCACAAAGAUGGCACCUUCAGGAAGAGCGACUAUUUCAUGCCUUUCUCAGCAGGUAAGAUCUCUGCUUCCUCAGUUGGCUGCAGUCUUGGCCAGCUCAGGUCUUUCCCGUCUCCCUAAUCGGCUGAUGUCGGGGCAAUGAGGGGGAACCUCCUUCCUCCUGCAGCCUAAAUUGGAAGGGCUGCCAGAUUGUGAGAGAGGGGCAGAGGCUUCUGGGUCCAUCAGAACUCCUUGUACCUUUCCUGUGACCAGCUGAAGCAAAAGAAAUGGUGGAAAGAGUGACUCUCCCAGGAGCUGUUCUGGAGCAGCACCUUUGCUCCUUUGGCAUGAUUGUUAUUUUCUCCGUAACAGCCAAAGUGGUUGUUAUGUAUCUUACACUUUGAGUUUCCUUUGCAGGGAAGCGGAUAUGUGCGGGGGAAGGUCUGGCCCGUAUGGAGAUCUUCUUGUUCUUGACCACCAUAUUACAGAACUUCACUCUGAAGUCCAUCAUUGACCCCAAGGACAUCGAUCUCACACCGGUGUUGAGCAGCAUAGGCAACUGCCCUCGGCCCUAUCAGCUCUGCAUUGUCCCUCGCUGAAAAGCCUGCCUCAGGAGGGCUGCACAUGUGGAAAAGUCGCAGCCUGGCAAAUCUUUGUUCAAAAAACCCAUAACACAAUAUCUCCUCACGUGUGGAGCCAUAUCUUCUUACCUGACUAUUUGUUGAACUGUUACUUUGGGGAUUCAUAUGCAUAUGUGUGCAGUGACGUAGCUACCUGCCCUAGCUAGCUAGUGCAGGGGGCAGGGGCGUGCCCUGCAGCCAGGGGUAUGUCGAGCCACCCAUGGGGGCGGGGCGAACCUCUCCAAUGCUUGGAGCCUCUCCGCCACCUCCCCCUCAGUUGUAGGGCGUCUGAGGGAGAGGCAGUAGGCAGACACAAAUCCCACGCUGCAGCGUGAAACUUGCAGGUGCCUAAGCCACCAUGUCAUUCCAAAAAAUUUUGUGAGCCCAAUUUUUAAAAAACUCAUUUUGUCACACAGCCCUCAUUGGUGACAUCCGGGGCAGACUGCACCCCUACAUCCCCUUAUUCCACCACUGUAUUAGUGUGAUGGGCAAAAUCUGCCAAGAUGGAAGCUUUUUAGCCACUGAGAAGAAGUCCUGUUACUCUUUGUGUCUUUGGAGGGUGCUGCAGAAAUCAAUAGCUUUUGAAAUCUUUGCCCCUUUCACCUAGUAGAACAACCUUGAGACUUGACAUUUACAAAUGUUUGCCAAAAUCCCUUUAAGGGUAAACAUGUUCUAAAGAACAGAUAGCAAUGCUGGAUGCAACUGAACUUCUCAGUAAGUAUGGGAAAUGAACUAAGUUGGAUCCAGUGAUCUGCUAGUCCUAGGAAGCAUUUCUUCAAGAAAGGCACAGAUGGGCAAGAUCUCCCAAGCCCACCUUGGAUGAACUUGGAUGAGAAAACUUCUUUUUUAUACCCUUGAGCCCAACCAAGGCUCUCAUUGUCUUUAAAAAUCUAGGAGGUCCGGGAAACAAGCUAAUGAAAAAUAAGUAAUGGAAAGAUUGAGUUGUUUUUAACUAUUUUUAUUUUGUAUUUUUCUUUUUUCUAUUUUUAUUUUGUAAUAUUUUGAAAACCUUAAUAAAUAUCUUAUUUUUUUUAAAAAAAUUAGAACAGAGUGAAAAUGGCCCUCCCCCAAAUUCUCCACUUACUUUGUGGGUGGCAAAAUAAGGAAGGUCAUUUCACUGAAUAUUCCCCAAGGGAGGUCUGAAAACCUCCAGGAGGACUUGGAGAGGGAAAACUUUCAAAGAAUUGUCAGAAUUUCUUUCCUCUCAGUCUUCCUUCAGCCCUGCUCCCAUUCAGUGUAAAAGAAAAAUGUUUCCCUAGUACAAAUUCAGAGGCAGCCUGGGCAAAAUUGGUGAGGGGAAGUCCACCUAUGAAGUUAACCAAGGGAGAAUGGUCUUCCUCUUCUGUAUUCAGAUUUUUUCUUUUUGGUUCCUGCACCCUCUCAAUUAUGCUCCUAUUCAAAGUAGUGAAGUAAUGUUUCUCCAUUGCACUGAAUGGAAGGGGCAAGAGGAAGGAACUUGUCUCUGAUUUGCAUUUUAAUUCAAGCUGGAGAAGAAUUCGGGGCUUGUCCUCUGUCCCCAUUGAAACUCCUGAAGGUCUUCUUCAAACCAAAGUUUGAAGAAGUGUGAUGGUUUCACUAGCAUAGAAAACCACUGCUCCACUUCUUCUGGAGAAUAAGAGCACAUCCAGAUGUAUGUAUUUUUUUACAUGUUUGUGAAAUGGAAUAGCUUUAUAAAUGUCAUUCACCCUCCCAGAGCUAAAUAAAUAAUACUUUGACAAACUGAAUGCUGUCACUUGUAAAGAUUAUGCAAGUAUAGCAAUUUUAUUUUAUUUGCAGACUUAUAAACUGCUUCACAACCAAACAUUACUGAAGCUGUGUACAAUAAAAUAAAAAGGAUUCCUAAUGCAGUAAACUACAUUUGCUUUGCAUAAUUUAUUCUGACUCUGCAAGGCUUCAGGAGGAAAGAGUUGCUUUGCAGGCCACUGAUACCUUCACCCCCUGAAAUCCUAAGCUCCUUCUAGUUUCUACCAGGCAUUGCUUAUGCACUUCGGAGCUUAGCCUUUGUUUCUAAUGUAACCCAGGCUACUGCCAUUCAUUGUAUUAGUAGCAAUCCAGCACACCUUCAUUUACUAGAGUAAGAUGUGGCAAUUAUUGUUCCCCCUUCUCUUCCAAGAGAUAGCUGCAGGAGCAUGCGCAGUAGGUUGCUUUUUAGGGUGGUUUGAAUGGCUGCUCUCAGAAGAUUCUGGCAGUCUCACCUGGCCCUGGGAGAGAGAACAAAAGAGAACUCUGCUGGAGCAGGUCAGAGGCCUAUCUAGUCCAGCAUCCUGCUCUCCCUGUGGCCAACCAGAUGCCUAUGAGAAGCCCUCAAGGAGCAACUGAGCGCUACAGUGCUCUCCUCCCCAUUUGCAGUUCCCAGCAACAUUUGAGGGCGAUUCCUAACUGUGUAGUGCAUCAAUGACAGCUCCAUAAUAAAAUCCAGAGUCAGGCCACCGGGAUUUAAAUAUCUUGCUUUUCUAACACAUUGCUUAAAAAAAUCCCUCCACCUUAAAAACACAGACAUUUAAAACAAAUUACUAAUAAAAUCACACGAUUAAAUUUAUGGCACAUGACUGCAGUUCUGUGCAUGGUUGGGAGUAAGAACCAUUGAACACAAUGGUGCGUAUUUCUGCUGUAUAGGUUCAAUUUUUAAAACACAUUUGGUUUUAGAAAAUGACAUCGAGAUAGCAGAAACGCAACCUUUUACUUUUAAUUAGCAAUGCAAACAACUUUUUG
Messenger RNA from Podarcis lilfordi (Lilford's wall lizard), 23833 nucleotides. The record is from the annotation of a GenBank genome assembly. Lineage: Eukaryota; Metazoa; Chordata; Lepidosauria; Squamata; Lacertidae.